UAUGUGGGCUGUGGUGGAAGAUGGGGCUCUCUGCGUGGCAAUUUAUGGUGGAAUGAAAGGAGAAACUUGCCAAGGAAUAGUUCUGGGUCCUUUGGGAUCAUAUGUGGAUAAAAAAUCAAGUUGAUUCCUGCCUUAAAACCCAAGCAAACAUGAAUAACAGAAGGACUAUAAAACUAAGCCUCGCCAUGGAGCAGCUGAGCGCCGCCAACUCUGCCUUCGCCCUGGACCUGUUCCGCACCUUGAGUGAAGACAGCCCCAGUGGGAACCUCUUCUUCUCUCCUCUGAGCAUUUCCUCGGCACUGGCCAUGAUCUUCCUGGGGACCAGAGGCAACACUGCGACCCAAGUGUCCAAGACUCUUCAUUUCGAUGCAGUUGAGGAGGUUCAUUCCAGAUUUCAGAGUCUGAACGCCGAUAUUAACAAACGUGAUGCCGCCUAUGUGCUGAAACUGGCUAAUAGAUUAUACGGAGAGAAAACCUAUAAUUUCCUCCCUGAGUUCUUAACUUCAACUCAGAAAAUGUAUGGCGCUGGGCUGGACAGUGUGGAUUUCCGGGGCGCCUCUGAAGAUGCCAGGAUGGUGAUCAAUGAGUGGGUCAAAGGGCAAACUGAAGGGAAAAUUCCAGAAGUGCUGGCUGCAGGUGUGGUGGAUAGCAUGACUAAGCUUGUGCUGGUGAAUGCCAUCUACUUCAAAGGCUCCUGGCAGGACGAAUUCAGAAAAGAGGAAACCAAGGAUACCCCAUUCAAGAUGAAUAAGAAAGAAACAAAAACAGUGAAAAUGAUGUACCAGAAGCAGAAACUGCCAUUUGGCUACAUCCAGGACCUCAAGUGCCGUGUGUUGGAACUGCCGUACAAGGGUGGGGAGCUCAGCAUGGUCAUCCUGCUGCCGGAUGACAUAGAGGACGAGUCUACAGGGCUGAAGAAGAUCGAGCAGCAGUUGACUCUGGAAAAACUACGUGAGUGGACCAAGCCUCAGAAUAUGAAUCAUAUGGAUGUCCACGUGCACUUGCCCAAAUUCAAGCUGGAAGAGAGCUACAAUCUCAACUCCCACCUGGCUCGGAUGGGUGUGGAAGAUCUCUUUAGCAGCAGCAAGGCUGAUCUGUCUGGCAUGACAGAAACCAGAGAUAUUUUCAUAUCAAAAAUUAUCCACAAGUCCUUUGUUGAGGUGAAUGAGGAGGGCACAGAGGCAGCGGCUGCCACAGCAGGUAUUGCCAUGUUCUGCAUGCUGCCGCUGGAGGAAAAUUUCGUUGCCGACCAUCCAUUCAUCUUCAUGAUUCGUCACAAUUCCUCUGGCAACAUUCUGUUCUUAGGCAGAUUCUGUUCCCCUUAGAGGCUGUACAAAUACAAGUUCAAACUUAGAGUUUUAUCAAUAAAACGACUAUCUAAAACCAAAUCUUUAAUUUUGUUUCUAAGUGCAACUCUGUUGGGUCUUCACAUCCAUUUACUUUG
Molecule: messenger RNA, 1444 nt
Organism: Talpa occidentalis (Iberian mole)
Lineage: Eukaryota; Metazoa; Chordata; Mammalia; Eulipotyphla; Talpidae
Product: leukocyte elastase inhibitor
Exons: 7
Coding region: 102-1325 (407 amino acids)
Biological process (GO): negative regulation of endopeptidase activity
Molecular function (GO): serine-type endopeptidase inhibitor activity
Source: RefSeq, a predicted model, not a curated record